AACUAUUGAAUUGUUGUUGUGAGAGAGAGACCAUGUAUUCCUUGACGGUGAAGCCCUCUCUUCUUCUUGCGCCAAAAUCAUCUUCAUCUUCUCCUCAUUCUUGGGUUGGGUCCUCUUCUUCUUCUUCUACGCUUAGUUUCCCAAUAAAAACGAAAACCAAAGGUAGAAGAAUCAGCUUGAGACUCGAGGCUUACGAUUCUUCCAAGAACUACGAUGGCCUCAAUCCCUCCUCCGGUGAUUCCAAGCAAACCAAUGGCACUCUGCCAAAGAGCAGGAGGGAGAUUCUAUUGGAGUAUGUGAAAAAUGUGCAGCCUGAGUUUAUGGAGCUGUUUGUAAAGAGAGCACCCCAGCAGGUGGUUGAUGCAAUGCGUCAAACUGUGACAAACAUGAUUGGAACACUACCCCCACAAUUUUUUACAGUUACAGUUUCUACGGUUGCCGAAAAUCUUGCACAACUUAUGUACAGUAUCAUGAUGACCGGAUAUAUGUUUCAGAAUGCACAGUACAGGUUGGAACUACAGCAAAGUUUGGAGCCGAUUGCCCUUCCUGAAGGGCAAGAGAAAAGGGAUGCACCAGAUUAUGCACCUGGUACACAGAAGAAGAAUGUGUCAGGUGAAGUUAUUAGGUGGAAUAAUGUUUCUGGACCUGAGAAAAUAGAUGCAAAGAAGUACAUAGAGUUACUUGAAGCAGAGAUUGAGGAAUUGUAUCAGGAAGUUGGUAGGAAAUCUGCGAAUGGACAAAAUGAAUUGUUGGAGUAUCUCAAGUCUCUGGAGCCCCAAAAUAUAAAGGAGUUAACUAGUACUGCUGGAGAUGAUGUUGUGGUUGCAAUGGAUACAUUCAUCAAGCGGCUUUUGGCUGUUUCCGAUCCUAGCCAGAUGAAGGCUAGUGUAACAUCAACAACUGCACCAGAACUUGCAAAGCUGCUUUAUUGGCUAAUGGUAGUCGGAUAUAGCCUUCGCAACAUAGAAGUUCGUUUUGAUAUGGAACGAGUACUUGGUAGUCCUCCAAAGCUUGCAGAAUUACCUCCAGGUGAAAAUGUUUAGAUGCUCUGUGUGGAAUUGCAUAUAAUGGAAAGUUAUAACUGGAAACUCACCAGCUCUAGUAGGCUGGUGGGUCUUUGUGAGCUGCUACACUAGAAUAUCAAUAUGUGCCCUUUUAGAAGACACAUGGUGAGACGGGAGUUAAGACGGAUGAGCAAGCAGUAGACUGGUUGUUUUUUCAUGGCAGACACAACUGGAUCAUUUUAGUCCAUUUCCAAUUAUCAAUCAAAUGAAAUACCAUUUUGACUACAACGUUUUACUCGGUAAUUUGUUUGAGUAAAUUCUAAAA
Molecule: messenger RNA, 1329 nt
Organism: Argentina anserina (silverweed cinquefoil)
Lineage: Eukaryota; Viridiplantae; Streptophyta; Magnoliopsida; Rosales; Rosaceae
Exons: 7
Coding region: 33-1043 (336 amino acids)
Source: RefSeq, a predicted model, not a curated record